Messenger RNA from Pteronotus mesoamericanus, 582 nucleotides. It is a transcript of the gene CUNH1orf232, whose product is annotated as chromosome unknown C1orf232 homolog. The transcript has 4 exons. The record is from RefSeq and is a predicted model, not a curated record. NCBI's taxonomy places the organism in Eukaryota, Metazoa, Chordata, Mammalia, Chiroptera, Mormoopidae. Bases 1 to 582 code for a protein of 193 amino acids.
AUGAACCAGACCUUCUGGAAAACCUACAAAUCCAAAGUGCUACAGACCCUGAGUGGGGAAUCUGAGGAAAACCUGGCUGAGGAGAAGGAGAACCCAGCUUUAGUGGAGACAGCAGAACCAACCCCAGAGGCCUUCAAUCCUAUGUCACAGCUGGCCCGUCGGGUUCAGGGGGUCGGGGUGAAAGGUUGGCUGACUAUGUCAUCUCUGUUUAACAAAGAAGAUGAGGACAAGCUGCUGCCACCGGAACCCUGUGCUGACCACCCGCUAGCGGCGCGGCCCUCCUCGCAGGCUGCGGCGGCGGAGGCGGAGCCGCGCGGGCCGGGAUUCUGGGACGCAUUUGCCAGCAGGUGGCAGCAGCAGCAGGCGGCUGCAGCGUCCAUGCUGCGCGGCUCCGAACCCACCCCAGAGCGGGACCCCGAAGCCGGGGACGAGGCCACGGAGGAGGCCACAGAGGAGGCCACGGAGGAGGCCGCCCAGCGCCCCGAGCCGCAGGAGGCCGACGCGGCGGCCGACUUCAAGUGGGGCUUCCUCACUCACAAACUGGCCGAGAUGAGAUUGAAGGUUGCGCCCAAAGGUGACUAG